UUCUGAGAGUAAAGGUUAGAGCCUGCAGAGCGCGGACACGCCACGACAGCAUUGCAUUCAAUGUCGUUGGUCGUGAUGUGCUAAGGUAAAUUGUCGUUUGUUGAUGAUACACGCUUAGCCGUUCGAAGUUAUUACUUUCCACGAGACAUUUCAGACAAAAUGUCUUAUCAAUUGUAUAGAAACACAACGUUAGGAAACACACUGCAAGAGAGCCUUGACGAGCUGAUACAGUAUGGACAAAUAACGCCACAGCUUGCAAUAAAAGUGUUGUUACAAUUUGACAAAGCUAUUAAUCAAGCUCUUGCAACAAGAGUUAAGUCAAGACUUACAUUUAAGGCUGGCAAAUUGAACACAUAUAGAUUUUGUGAUAAUGUAUGGACUUUUAUGCUAAAUGAUGUUGAAUUUCGUGAGGUUCAGGAAGUAGCAAUAGUAGAUAAAGUAAAAAUUGUUGCUUGCGAUGGAAAAACAUUGGAUGCAGAUGGAGCAGCAAAACGAUAACAAAUUUAACAUCUUAUAAAUGCAUGGGAAAUCUUUUUAUUGCCAAAACAAACUUUUUCAUGAUAAAUAACAAGGCAAAUAAGUUAAAAUAAUGUAAAAAUAGAUAUAUACUUUUUCCUAGUAACAGUUAACUAUC
This is a messenger RNA of Atta colombica, 634 nucleotides long. RefSeq names its product transcription initiation factor IIA subunit 2 (gene TfIIA-S). Gene Ontology annotation, molecular function: RNA polymerase II general transcription initiation factor activity; TBP-class protein binding. Gene Ontology annotation, biological process: transcription initiation at RNA polymerase II promoter; RNA polymerase II preinitiation complex assembly. Gene Ontology annotation, cellular component: transcription factor TFIIA complex. NCBI's taxonomy places the organism in Eukaryota, Metazoa, Arthropoda, Insecta, Hymenoptera, Formicidae. The record is from RefSeq and is a predicted model, not a curated record. The transcript is spliced from 4 exons. The coding region runs from base 160 to 498 and encodes 112 amino acids.